Molecule: messenger RNA, 2869 nt
Organism: Homarus americanus (American lobster)
Lineage: Eukaryota; Metazoa; Arthropoda; Malacostraca; Decapoda; Nephropidae
Source: RefSeq, a predicted model, not a curated record
GUCGGCGAGUGAGAACCUUCUAUGUGUUGGUUCCAGACAGCCAAUAGUCCCUCGUCUAUAGACUCCACAGAAUGUCAUUUAAUGCUGGAUAUUAGAAGUUGUGGCAGAACUUGUACGGUACUUAACAGUUCAUGAAUACUUGGGGAGGGGGGCGGUGGGGUGCCUCUGUUAGCUUGAGAAACAGAAGAAACUGUGAGUGAUUUUGAAGACGAAAGAAAAUUGGUUAGGAAAGAUUCAUAAUAUAAUUUAAUAAACUAACGGGUCUCCAACGUGAUAGCAAGAGCAAAGCGAAAGCAGCUGCAACAAGAAGAAAGAUGACGGCACUGAGGUUCUUGGCGUUCGUAGUGAUGCUGCUGAUGCUGGCCAGGUUUACAGGAGCCACCAACAUCUACUUGCGUUACGACCAGAACAACUUCGAGGACAUCACCGCCAGUUCCGGGUUCCAGGUGACGCCUUAUUCCUCCAUCGACCCCUCCUACAAGGUGGACGUUCCCCCUGGCGGUAGAGACAGCGGAGGAGCGUUUAUCUUCGACCUUCAUGAUUACACUUGCACGAAGAACAUCGUUGUUAACCUGCAGAAAAAUCUCAUCAUUCGCUUCUCGUACUGGUGUGACCCGACAGAAUCAGAGCUCUAUAUAAAGACCAAGUGUAACUAUUACUCACAGACUAAUCUAUGUGGUAAAGAGCACCCGGAAAGGUACGGCAAGUGGAACCAGACCGUCUGGCUACAAAACUGCUCCCCUAUGGAUGGUGUCAGCGUCAAUAUAUGCGGGACAGGCAAAGAAACUGGCCACGCUGUUGGACUCGAAUACAUUGAAGUCCUCGCUGAUGACUCGACAGCACCACCCACGUCCACAACUCCUGAAGUAACAACUACUACAACUGAAGUAACAACCACUACAACUCCUGAAGCAACAAUUACUACAACUGAAGUAACAACUACCACAUCUGAAAUAACAACUACCACAACUCCUGAAAUAACAACUAUCACAACUCCUGAAGUAACAACUACUACAACUGAAGUAACAACUACCAGUCCUGAAGUAACAACUACGACAACUGAAGUAACAACUACCACAUCUGAAAUAACAACUACCACAACUCUACCAAAACAACUAUCCACAACUCCUGAAGUAACAACUACUACAACUGAAGUAACAACUACCACAACUCCUGAAGUAACAACUACGACAACUGAAGUAACAACUACCACAACUCCUGAAGUAACAACUACUACAACUGAAGUAACAACUACCACAUCUGAAAUAACAACUACCACAUCUGAAAUAACAACUACCACAUCUGAAAUAACAACUACCACAACUCCUGAAAUAACAACUACCACAACUCCUGAAGUAACAACUACUACAACUGAAGUAACACUCCUGGAAGCAACCACCACAACUCCUGAAGUAACAACUACUACAAAUGAAGUAACAACUACUACAACUCCUGAAGCAACAACUACUACAACUCCUGAAGCAACAACUACUACAACUCCUGAAGCAACAACUACUACAACUCCUGAAGCAACAACUACCACAACUCCUGAAGUAACAACCACCACAGCUCCUGGAGUAACAACUACUACAAAUGAAGUAAGAACUACUACAAAUGAAGUAACAACUACUACAACUGCUGAAGUAACAACUACUACAACUCCUGAAGUAAAAACCACCACAACUCCUGAAGCAACAACUCCUGAAGUAACAACUACUACAACUCCUGAAGUAACAACCACUACAACUCCUGAAGCAACAACUACUACAACUCCUGAAGUAACAACUACUUCAACUCCUGAAGCAACAACUACCACUACUCCUGAAGUAACAACGACUACAACUGAUGAAGCAACAAUUUCUUCAACUCCUAUAACUACAACUCUUAAGGAAUCUACCACAACCAGAGACGUCACUACCACAAUUCCUUACGUUACCACCAGCACCUCCCUCGUCACCACCACCAUCGCCCCAUGUAGAAGUAUUUGGUGUGUUCUUGGUCUCACGAAACAGCAGUUUAUUGUGGUCUGUCUCUCCUGCUGUCUACUGCUGUUGCUGCUGUUACUACUACUGCUGUUGCUGGCCUGUCGGAGGCGCCAAAGGAGGGUAUUCGUCAAGGUACUCGGUGAAUCAGGCAGGAGGAGGGAGGGGCCGACCUCCAAACACCUUACUAGUAGUAGUAGAUCUCCGGCCUCCAGCACCACCACACUACCCUGGCUCCCUCGGGUCUCCACAGUCAACAGAGGGAUGAGAGAGGUAAGUCAAAAUCUCCAGCAAGAGAUUGAAGAUUUCAGAGUCAGGCAGCCAGCACCAAGGCAUGACGAGGUCUUCUAUUCCCACCACGGACACGUACAGACGUUAUAUCGCACCCAAGGAAAUAGCACCAUGACUCCUCUGCAUGUCGGAUGGGCGGUUGAAGAGGACGUACACGGCGUCCGAGCUAAUAGCAGCUACGUCGACAAUUCUCGUGGUAAUAGCAGCUACGUCGACAACUCUCGUGGUAAUAGCAGCUACGUCGACAAUUCUCGUGGUAAUAGCAGAUAUGUCGACAACUCACGUGGUAAUAGCAAGUAUGUCGACAGAUCUCGUCCCGAUAACAGCUACGUCGACAAUGCUCGGUCAAUACCAAUCAAUCGUACUCAAAAUCCACAUAGAUCUCGGGCUUACACUGAUUGGCAGCAGUAGAGGAUCAGUAAGUGGAUAAAGUAGAUUACUUACAUUUGAUUAUAAAAGAGAGAGAGAGAGAGAGAGAGAGAGAGAGAGAGAGAGUAUGAGUAUUGUAAGUCAUAUUUUUCUAUCCUUUAUCAGUUAAGAUUAAUAUAAACAUGUUUGUAAAGUUGUAAAUAUGGAAGUUGUAAUAAAAUAAAUUA